UGGGACUAAUUUCACUCAGUUUUAGAAUGUCGAUUACCCACUAUUACCAGAAUUUUGGGACCAGGGGCCGUAUUUUUGAAACUUUAAGAAGAACUUUUUGAAGCCUUUUUGAGGCAAAAUUCGCACACGAACUAAAAAGUGCAUCUUUGAACAGCAUUCGAAAUUUCAUUCGCAUACGAACAUGAAAUGUAGUGGCAACGUAGCAAAGUCGAGUGCUAUUGAAGGCCAUGUCAAACGGGAUGAAGACGAUAAAGAUUUUUUAACCUAACCUGAAAUUUAAGUUUAAAAACAUCAGGGAAUUUUGAGGUUGUUUUCACGGCGUUUCUUGGGUUUUUUAAAUUGACUUUUUUUUACGAUGGAUCCAAAAAAUAAAAAAUAUUGCGGUUUUGUUUCAAGUGAGCAAAAGAAGGAAUUAAUUUUAUUCAUGGAAGAGCAUCCGGAAUUAAAGUCGGGCAAAUUCACACAAGAUUUUUCAUUUAAAACUGCACAAGCCUUGUGGAUAAAGUUAGCCGGCAGAUUGCACAGUCUCCCUGGAGCACAUAAGGACUGGAAACAAUGGCGUAAGACUUGGCAAGAUUUGAAGUCAAAAUCAAAGAAGAAAAAAACUGAAAUUAGAAAUCAUCAAAUGGGAACUGGAGGUGGACCAGCUGUGGCAGACCUUAAUAGUUAUGAUGAAAAAAUUUUAGAAUUAAUCGGACCGGUUCUAGUAGAUGGUGAUCGCAAUGUAGAGGAAUCCUCUUGCCACUUUACUGUCAGUAGUUUAAAUGAAAGCACUUUUAAUGUUGAGCCUAUAACUUUUUCCCCUGAAUCUAAUCACCCUUUAAAAUAAUACAUCACUAGUGCCGGUGAAUGUUUAACUGCAGAUGAUAAAUACACCUCCAUUGAUCAUUUAACUUCAAACACCUCUAAUAGGAAAAAGACUUCACGGAUCCAAAGAUUAAAUAAAACCAUACAGGCAAAUGAUAAAUUAAUUGAACUAACAAAGGAACAAAACAACCUACUCAAAAGAGAUGUGGAAGCUAAAGAAUCAAUAGCACAAAGUUUAAAGGCUCUAGUAGAAUACUUUAUACUUAAAGAUAAAUUGUCAUGAAUAUUUAGUUUUUUUUAAUGUAUUAUUCUUUUCAAUUUAGACAGUUUUUUAAUUUUUGAUCCAUAUUGUCUUUUUUCUGUGAAUCAAAAGGCUCUAUUAGACUUGUUUUUACAUACAGAUAAAUGAAAUAUUUCCAUUAUUACAAAUAUUUACUCGAAAAAAUUUCCACUUACUCUCUUAUUACCUAUAAUAUAAUGUACUGUGUUAUUUUUGUGAUAUUUAGUAUGACAAGUACCAAAUAACAUUAAGCAAGAGAUAUAAUUAUUAUUUUUAAGUUUGUUUUGAGAAAUAAAGAGAAUGUGAGUUCCUAUGUAGAUUUUUAAGCGUUCAGACCAUAUAU
Anthonomus grandis grandis is the source of this 1430-nucleotide messenger RNA. RefSeq lists its product as uncharacterized. The record is from RefSeq and is a predicted model, not a curated record. Lineage: Eukaryota; Metazoa; Arthropoda; Insecta; Coleoptera; Curculionidae. The transcript is spliced from 2 exons. Gene Ontology annotation, cellular component: nucleus. The coding region runs from base 356 to 829 and encodes 157 amino acids.